AGUGUUGCUUUUCAUCUCGGUAAUUAACAAAGUUUUUAGCUGCUAUCAGUGCUUUAUUGACGUCGACGACAGUCUUCGCUUGUGCUGGGGUCACAUUCUCUCCGAAUACAAUAUAAGGAAUGUGGACUCUUGUUUCAAAACACUCGAUCGCAUAUUCAACAAUGAAUCGAGAGUAAUUGAAGCAGGAAAAGUAGGUAAGACACAUAUUUUUUACAUAUUAUUGGUGUUAUGCUACUAAACAAUGGCGUAUUGUACGAGAAGAUGUAGUCUACACUUAUGAAAAAGAAGUGCUAUUCUUAUUUUAAAAUUAAAAUAGGAAAGCAUAUGUUUACUUUUUAUUCUCGGAAAUGGGCUAUGUGCGCUUCUCAGAAAUAUAGCUACAAUAAAUUACCUUUAAGUACUCGACUUACACUCUACAAUCUAAAUAUAUUCGAGUUAUAUCCUAUACUUGUGCUCCGUGUUUUCAUUGUUAUUCGGUAGGGGGCGCUAGUACAUCUGUACUGAAUUAAUAAAAAAAAAACGCAAGUGAAGAAGAAACUGAAACAGCAGACGCUUGCACGUGUUAUCUGUCAUGAUCAUCAGGCAUAAAACAGCAUUCAAAUCUGUGUAAUAUUAUGGAAUAAAAUAUGGACAAAUUAAGAGGGAGAGGCUAUGACUUGGUGCUGAAGAAUAUCUUGAUGGCUGAAAUUAUGCCUAUAGUGGACGAAUUUGACCUACAGAGAAAUUAUGAUACAGUAUAUGAGUUCAGGCUACAGGCAGCAGCAAACAAUUUCAUUGCUGCAGCCUCAAGGCUGCCCAGAGCCUCUGGAUGUUUCCCCCCAUGCGGUUUCCAGGUUCAAGGUGCUGUUUAUAACUGCAUGACCUGUCAGUACGACUCCUGUGAGUUCCCGCUGGAUUGCCCCGCGAAGGAAAUCAAGGUAAAUGAGAACAACAGGACUCAGAUGUGGUGUAAGGUCCUUUUCCUGCUUCCCACAGAUGCAGAGAUAGUCUGGAGAUAUGCAGUGGAGAGAACUUUAUUGAUGGAUCGGUUUGACGAGGUCACGGUUGGAGAGGAUCCACUUUACGUCAUCCCCUCUGCCCGGCCAGAGCACUCAGGCACCUAUCAGUGUGAAAUAUUCUCUCAGGAGCACUCACUCGUCCGUAUCUACUACUACCUCACAGUAGUCCCUAUGGCACAGAUAGGCCAUGCAGAACUACAGGAUGUCUUUGAACAGGCUCUCCUCCCAGGAGGCCGCUUCCCUCCCCUGACUCCUACAGAUCCGUUCACCUUAUGGCUGCCCAGUCCUGCCCUCGUCACCACUUGUCUGACUGCAGUGCUUCUGCUGGUCUUCCUCAGUCUAGGGGCACUAUAUUGGUCAUCUUAUCAGAUUGCGAACAAUGAUUCUGAUCCAACCCAGGAAACAAAAUUCACCGAAACCAAGAAAUAUUUGAUUCACUGCUAACAAGAGAAAUGCAGUGAAAUAUUAAAGCACAACUUGUUUCACUGGUAAGGCAUUCUAUUAUUGAAAUAUUACUAUGUAGAAGACAGUUAUUGAAAUGAGCAGGAGAACAUGUGAGAGUCAGUGAAUCUGAGUUCAUGAGUGAGGCUGUGCCACUACAUGAAGUUAUAAAGCCUCCUUUAUACUACUAAAUAUAGCCAGACGUGACUCAAGGCGUUACUCCGUUUGCAGUCUUUACUCAGUGUUUUGCCGCUGUUGUCCCAACAACCCAUUAGGUCCAAACUGGGCGAGGGAAAUACUUCAUUGUACAGCAUUGCGAUUUUCCAUAAUGUUUGUUAGGACAAUGUGUAUUUUAAAGCUGCAAAUGAUUUUUUUACGAUGUCUGGAUUUUAUCACAGGUCUUAAGAUUUAAAGACCUAAUGUAGUUUUUCCAUAAAUUCCGAAUACAUUUAAAUAAGCAGGUUUUCAGGGAUGAACUUUGUUGAUGACUAUCAUCACCACUAGUCAUAUUUCUGUUUUUCGUCUCGUUUGGCACCUCUUUACCUCUACUUAUCUGCCCUGAGAUAAGAUGAUGUCCGCCAACUCAGUGCUGAGGUCAUGACUGUUAAGAAGAAACCACCCAAAAUAGAAGACUGCACAAUAUUAAAGUAAAGUGGAAAAGAGGAAUUCAAAGGCGCAAUCUGUGCCUGUAACUCUGGAUUUUAAUGUGUGAAGAUUUUAUGCACAGUUUAAAACUAAAAAAGUGCUAUUUUAUUCAAUGGCUGUUAAAAUAAGCAUCAAACAACAAAACCACCAGACACUGUCAGGAAAGGCCUCAAUUGUGCUAUAAUAUAAUAAUUAGUAGUAGACAAAAUUAUGUGAUGUAGGUUUAAAUAUUGUUUCACAAGACAUCUUUUUCUUUUGUUCUUCCUUUAGAUGAAAUCAUUACACAGUUUUGCAUGUGAAAAGGGCAGAUUUGUGAUUGAGUUUCCUUGAGAAAACAAGCUGUCCUAACUAUGAGAUGUGACAUGGAAACUUAGUCAUGUCUUCAGAGACAUUAAUGAGGACUGUUCCUUCUAAAGUUAUAAAAAAAAAAAAAAAACUGUCAAAAUGUUUGAUGACAAUCAACAUGAAAUGACUGCGGAGACAAAAAUGUUUUUAAAAGGCUGCUGGAAUCCAGCAGAAUAUGUCUGUAAUUGGAUGCCAAUUGAAGUGAAAAAAGAAAAUAAAUAAAUAAAUAAAUAAAAGGCUAUAGGAACAGCCAAUCCUGUGAAAUCAAACAAUCUGCCAGACUGCAGGCAAAAAUAUAAUUGAUCAAAAUAUACAAAAGUAAAAUGUAAAAAAAAAAUUUGGCAAUAAGUAUAUAUUAUAAAAACUGCAACCCCCUUUGUUUAAUUUACAUUGUUUUUAUUAGCACACAGGAUUAAUUACUGAUUAAGUUAUUUUACUGUAAUAUUACAUUUUAUGUUACAAAUGUUUAAUAUAUUGUAAGUGAAAACAAAAGACAAUUAUGUCAAUUAAUUAUGAUGUUGCACUUUUGUCUAUAUUACAACUCGGUGUCCUGAUUUAAGCAAAAAUGCCAUCAACCAACUGAAAAAUCUAUGUAGAGGAUCACAUUAUCAGUUAUUAUUUUAUUUGUCUGUGGUGUGUCCAGAUAUCAGCACAGUAAGCGGUGGCAGUGACAGUGAUGACAUUAUGUUUAUCAAUGACGCUGAAUCAUUUGCGGUUGCCGUUGUGGUCUGGUUUUGUUGUGGCGUGAUCAGUGUGUGAGAAAUGAAACAGAAAUGACAGUAGGAUGAAUUCACUGUAUGAGACCAACAUAGCACCUCUUACUCAUGGAAAUCUGUUUCCUCUUUUAAUCACUCGCAGAUGUGUGGUCUGGGUCUGUAGACCCUCUGACGCAAGAAAGGGAAAAGAGACCGGGGGGGCAGGGUCUGAAUAAUUGCAAACAUUUGUCGAGGGUGAAGCAUCGUUUUUGCCAUGGGUUGAGUACCAGAACAGUAACAGAAAGAGGUUUCUUCAUUUUUCUCAAGCGCAAUCACGAUGAGUGCCGCGUGUUUAAGUAAUUGCAUUUUUAUAUCAGUGCUAGUCUUUAACUGACCAAGUAAAACAUGACUAAACAAAACAGAAACCACUGGUUGGAAAAUCGCUGGCUGAUGUCAGUUGUGACCGUUUUAUCAACCUCUCAGUGUUGAAUGAGUAAGAAUGACGCAGGGCAGGUCCGUUACUGGAAUUUCACUUUUAAAAAAAAAAUUUGGCAAAUGGAAGAGAUGCAUUAAGCUCAAGUUUAUCGUCAUUUCCCAUAGAAUAUGCGUUUAAAGUGUUUAAAGGUGCGGUUUGUUGCUUGGAAAAUUUUCAAAAGUCUAGUCAUUUCGAUCAGAAUCCAUGUAUUCAGGAGUUUCCCAUAAAAGCGCAAUCUUCCCCAUGCAGAUUUAGUUAAAUUUUCUGUAUUCAUCAACAGAAAGCUGCUCGGUUUGAAAGUGAUUUGUGCUUCAUAUAUAUCUCUACGCUAUUGACAAUAUAUUUUAUAUAAAAAAAAAAAAAAAAAGACUUAAUUCAGCAAUUUGUAUCCUAUGUGUCUCUCCACGUCAAUGUAGCACCAAUUUGGAGAAUAUCCACUGAUCGCAAACUGUAAGCUGUUCUGUGUCAGCUGCAUUACAUGGAUACUUGUAUGUAUUUAAUUAAAACAUUGAAAACAGUGUAUCCCUUAAUAGUAUCCCUUCAGUGUGUCGCUUAAUAACGUUACAGUUGAAUCGGUUACUUGGCAGUCAAUGGGAUAGUCACAAACCUCCUGUUUUCAUUCAAAUAUCUUAAAUUGUCUUCAGAAGAGAAAGAAAGCCCUUUUUGGGUUUGGAACGGCAUGGGGGUGAUUAAUGACAAAAUCUUCUUUUUGGGGUGGAGUAAUAAUUUAAAUAUUUCCCCAAGAAAAGCUAUUUAUGAAAAUGUAUCACAUUGACCAACAAAAUUCAGCUUAGUUUUAAUGUUUACACAGUUUGAGCAGCAAGAUUGUGUUUAGUUUUAACUAUCUUCCAUUUUGUAUUGUGUUGAGUAAGUUAAAAGAUCUUUAUCCUAUCUGUAGUGUCUUUCAUGUCACCACAAGGAACUGCAUCUGAUGUGGCAUUUAUAUGCAUGUACAAAGUUUAAUGUACAUGGGGACAUGGAUGCAUUGAACCUGCAGUUACAAAUGCAUAAAUAGUGCUUUUAAACAUAACACGUUGAAUGCUGAUCUUUG
Molecule: messenger RNA, 4650 nt
Organism: Puntigrus tetrazona (Sumatra barb)
Lineage: Eukaryota; Metazoa; Chordata; Actinopteri; Cypriniformes; Cyprinidae
Gene: spaca6
Product: sperm acrosome membrane-associated protein 6
Exons: 9
Coding region: 627-1442 (271 amino acids)
Biological process (GO): fusion of sperm to egg plasma membrane involved in single fertilization
Source: RefSeq, a predicted model, not a curated record